This is a messenger RNA of Adelges cooleyi (spruce gall adelgid), 2590 nucleotides long. It is a transcript of the gene Rho1, whose product is annotated as ras-like GTP-binding protein Rho1. The transcript has 3 exons. Gene Ontology annotation, biological process: small GTPase-mediated signal transduction; cell migration. Bases 287 to 1249 code for a protein of 320 amino acids. The record is from RefSeq and is a predicted model, not a curated record. Gene Ontology annotation, molecular function: GTPase activity; GTP binding. Lineage: Eukaryota; Metazoa; Arthropoda; Insecta; Hemiptera; Adelgidae.
UGUUGGUAUAAUGUCUAUGAGACUAUGUGAUAAAUUGUCCAAUAAUUGGCGACCGCGAUGAGCUCAUACACUUGGUAAAUUACUCAGACAUUUUUUUUUAUAAAGAAUUUUAGUUUUACAAUUAAAUAAGACAAACCAUCGAAAUUAUUAAAAAAAUAGUUUUAUAUAUUUUUGUAUAAUAAAUAACCGUUGUAGUUUGUGCGUUUGAGAUUGAUUUUGCUGUAAAAAUCGGAAUAGAGCCAACGCCUAGUUUUUUUUUUUUUGAUAAGCAUAACAUUCCGACGUAAUGGCAGCAAUCCGUAAGAAACUUGUCAUCGUCGGCGAUGGUGCCUGCGGUAAAACUUGCCUGUUGAUUGUGUUUUCCAAAGACCAAUUCCCCGAAGUUUAUGUGCCAACUGUUUUUGAAAAUUAUGUGGCAGAUAUUGAAGUGGACGGUAAACAAGUCGAACUGGCGUUGUGGGAUACCGCAGGACAAGAAGAUUAUGACAGACUACGACCGCUGUCAUAUCCAGACACAGACGUUAUUCUUAUGUGUUUUUCAAUAGAUUCACCAGACUCUUUAGAAAACAUCCCUGAGAAAUGGACGCCAGAGGUUAAACAUUUUUGUCCCAACGUACCUAUAAUAUUGGUGGGCAACAAAAAAGACUUGCGUAACGAUCCAAAUACAAUUCGUGAGUUGAACAAAAUGAAACAAGAGCCAGUAAGACCAGAAGAGGGGCGGGCGAUGGCUGAAAAGAUCAAUGCGUUUGCAUAUUUAGAAUGUUCAGCCAAAAGCAAAGAAGGUGUUCGUGAAGUAUUUGAAACGUCUACUAGAGCAGCAUUGCAAGUCGAACUGGCGUUGUGGGAUACCGCAGGACAAGAAGAUUAUGACAGACUACGACCGCUGUCAUAUCCAGACACAGACGUUAUUCUUAUGUGUUUUUCAAUAGAUUCACCAGACUCUUUAGAAAACAUCCCUGAGAAAUGGACGCCAGAGGUUAAACAUUUUUGUCCCAACGUACCUAUAAUAUUGGUGGGCAACAAAAAAGACUUGCGUAACGAUCCAAAUACAAUUCGUGAGUUGAACAAAAUGAAACAAGAGCCAGUAAGACCAGAAGAAGGGCGGGCGAUGGCUGAAAAGAUCAAUGCGUUUGCAUAUUUAGAAUGUUCGGCUAAAAGCAAAGAAGGUGUUCGUGAAGUAUUUGAAACGUCUACUAGAGCUGCUUUGCAGGUUAAAAAGAAGAAGAAAGGUCGUUGUCGUUUGUUUUAAUCGCUCUAUAUAAAAAAAAAAAAUAAUAAGUAAAUUAAAAAAAAAAGAUGCGAUGUCAUAACUUUAAUUAUUACAUAGCAGUCUUCUGGGUAUUUAAAAAAAAAAAAAAAUUUCAGUAAUCUUUAAGAUUUUGGCAUUCUAAGACUACAUUUUAUUAGCUGAAGAUUGCAAUAGUAUUGUCAGUAUUUGACAGUAUAUUGUGAUUGUUUUUUUUACUUUUUUAAAUUCUUUUAAUAUUUAGUUGUAAAAUUUUACUUUUAGAUUUUUCUUUUACGGCCCAUGACUUUGUUAAACACGGACAGUUACUUUAUUAUUAACACCAAAAUAAAAAUAAAGUAGAUACUUUAAUCACCCAAACGCCCAAAUCUAAAUUUUGAAGAUGCUUGUAAACCUAAAACUUAAACAUGUUUGUCGAGUGUAUGUUAGGUUGUCAAAAUUCGCUCUGAGAUUUUAUUUUAUCUCUUCAACAUGGUAUUUUUUUAAAGAAUAAAUCUGUUCUGUUGGUAAAUUAACUUUUUAAUAAGUAUUGUUAGAUUUGGUUACCUGUUUUUUAAUUUUCGUUAUAAUUUUCUGUACAAUUUAUUGACAUCCAAAACAGUGGUUUCUACAUAAAUGUUAAUGGCACUUGAGUUGUUUUCAUGGAAUACUUAGAGCAUUAAAAGUAUUCAUCUGUCAUCUAAAUAUAGUGGUGUUAUAAUAAAAAACAUGUCAUGUCAAACAUAUUUAUUUAGAUUUUACAAAUUAAUAUUGUAAAAUAUUUUAUUUGAUAUUAUUUUUUCUAUUGUUAAAAUGAACAGCAAAAUGCAUCGUAAUAAAAGUAAAUAAAAUAAUUACUUUAUUCAGUGAAUAAAAAUAAGUAUAAAAUGCAGGUAUUUAUUUGUUUAAAAUUGUAUGAGGGUUUAAACGGUGCAUUAGUUAUCGGAGAACAAAAUAUGAUUUAUUAAACGUUCAUUUUAUUUUAGUAUAUAAUAUAAAGUAAAAUAUCUGACGUCAAAUAAUUACAAGUAUAAUUUAUUUAUUUAUUGGUUGAUAAAUUAAUAAAAAAUGGUAAAUACUAUUGUUAAAAAAAAAAAAAAAUUAUUAGCACAUAAAUAUUUUAUGUUUUUCAUUGUGUUGGUCGAAUAGAAGAAAUAUAUUUUGUAUUAUUUAUGUAUCUUUAAUUUUAAGCUUAACAUCUGCAUUAUAGCUAUUGCAAUGCUUGAUGGGUUAAAUUAGCGACCUACUCCAAAAUGUUGUUUUUAUAAUAUUUAUUUUUUUACAGUUAUUACUUAAUAUUAAAAUUAUAUAUAUUAUAUUUAUGUAUAACGUUAUUAUAAUAUAUUCAAGAUAAUAUAAAGAAAA